AUGCUUCCUCGCAGGCAGGACUACGGGAUGAAACGGACUGGGGGAGCGCGUAGCGGCUCGGUUAUAAACUUCAGGACAACGGUGAACUCGGGCUCUGGCCGCCGCAGCUCCGCGGUGCUGCCGUCGCUGCUAACGUUUCUGGUGAUCGUCGCGUCCGGAGGCCUGCUGCUCAUGAUAGAGAAAGGAAUGCUGAACAGCAUGGAGACGCCUCCACCGCGGGGGAGCGGCCGGCGGCUGGACUUCAUCAGGCAGGUCGGGAGGCACAGCCCGGCUGCUGUGGACGUGGAGUCCCAGAUCCUCCAGGAGAUCCGCAACCGGACCAUCAGGACCAUGUGCAGCCAGAAGAACAUGCCCCACAGCAUCUGGUCCCUGAGCCCCCUGCAGAGGAAGACGCUGCUGCAGCACGUCCUGGUGAAUGACCAGUACCACUUCCUCUACUGCUACGUCCCCAAAGUGGCCUGCUCCAACUGGAAGAGGGUCCUGAAGGUUCUGAGCGGAGCUCUGGAGAGCGUGGAUGCCAACAUCAAGAUGAACCACCACAGCGACCUGCUGUUUUUGUCCUCUCUUAAACCCGAGGAGAUCCGUUACCGCCUCAAGCACUACUUCAAGUUCAUGUUUGUGCGGGAGCCCAUGGAGCGCCUGCUGUCUGCAUACAGGAACAAGUUUGGCGAGAUUCAGUCCUACCAGAAAAAGUACGGCGUGGAGAUCGUAAAGCGAUACAGAAAGGGUCGCGCUAAGGACGCGUCUGUAACAGGAGACGAUGUGACCUUUGCGGAGUUCGUCCAUUACUUGCUGGAUGAGGACGUGGAGCGCAUGAAUGAGCACUGGAUGCCGGUGUACAACUUAUGCCAGCCCUGUGCGAUGAACUACGACUUCAUCGGCUCCUAUGAGCACCUUGAAAGUGACGCGGAGUUUGUGCUGGAGCGCAUUGGAGCGCCCCCCUCUGUUCACUUCCCAGAGAGGCAAACGUGGUACAAGCCGGUCACCACGGAGACGUUGCACUAUUAUCUGUGCCGCUUACCACAGAAGCUACUGAGGGAACUCCUGCCCAAAUACAUUUUAGACUUUUCCCUCUUCACGUAUCCUCUCCCCAACACAACCACUGAGCACUGCCGGCAUUAGAUGUGCCAUGUUUUAUAGUUCUGAGAUUAUUUUUUAUAGAGAAUGAUUUGUACUAUUUUUUAUUCCUAGGGAACAAACAGUGUUUUGAAAGCUGUUACACAUUUUUACUUGAGAAAAUUAUCGCAAAAUGCUGAUUAUUGGAGAUGGAGACUUGACUUCAAAACCACUAAAGCUUGAAAUCAGCUGCAGAAAAAAAAAAUCAUGUAAAUCACUUCACCAGUUACAACAUGUUCCUGUCAUGCACUGUUACAGUAUACAGAAAUGGAAAUACGGUUGGAAGACCAAAUUUAGUAUUUUGCUUGCUUCUUUAUCUACACAUUGCAGAAGCUAAAGGGUUAAUGGCUUCGGUGGUUUAGCAGGCUAAAACACAUACCAUGUACUCAGAGUUGUGGGUUUUAAAUCAAGCUUCUGUUUUUUGUUGUAUGUCACAGCCUCUCCUUCCCAUUGUUCCAAUAACUUUGGCCUAUUUACUUUGUAAUAAAACAAGUCAAAGUUUUGUGAUGUUA
Molecule: messenger RNA, 1628 nt
Organism: Morone saxatilis (striped sea-bass)
Lineage: Eukaryota; Metazoa; Chordata; Actinopteri; Moronidae
Gene: chst14
Product: carbohydrate (N-acetylgalactosamine 4-0) sulfotransferase 14
Exons: 2
Coding region: 1-1122 (373 amino acids)
Biological process (GO): dermatan sulfate proteoglycan metabolic process; carbohydrate biosynthetic process
Cellular component (GO): membrane
Molecular function (GO): sulfotransferase activity
Source: RefSeq, a predicted model, not a curated record